Messenger RNA from Scutellospora calospora, 215 nucleotides. The record is from the annotation of a GenBank genome assembly. NCBI's taxonomy places the organism in Eukaryota, Fungi, Glomeromycota, Glomeromycetes, Diversisporales, Gigasporaceae.
GUUCUAAUGCAAAUUACACGCGUCUUAAAGCCUUUCAUGCAUAUAAAAUCUACUGUCGUAUGAUUGCAAGUUCACAAAAUAUCAAUCUUCAAAGCAAUCUACUUUCAAUUGUUGCCAGCAGAUUUUGGUCCCAAGAACGAAGUCAUGUUAAGGAGAUAUAUCAAUUUCUUGCAACAGAGGCGGAGGCUCUUUUCAGAGAUACGAUUGCUAUAUGA